AUGCCUGGUAAUGGCGGUAUGGUAAAACCAACGCAUCUUCCUCAUCAGAAAGUGCGAGGCAUGCAAAGGCUCCGUCGUCAGGAGCUAGACCCUGAUGCUCGUCCGCGCAUUACACGCACUACUGAUUAUGAUGGUGAUCCCGCUACUGCGAUAGUGGCGCCUUAUUCCACACGGUAUGACGAUGACGGUGACCCAUCCACCACGCUCGUACGUACACUUAGCACCUUGGAAGGCAAUCGUGCCUCCAUUCGUUCUAUCUCCAGGAGUUUAAAAAGCGAUGGCAUGUUUACUGCCACUGACGCUGAUGGUGACCCUAUCAUAACCCCAUCGAGCACAUCAAGUUCUAGCACUGGUACUGCAACUGCAACGGAAGGCGCUGGACGCACCAGCAGCUCGAGUAUCACCGAUACGUCUCCAUCCCCCACCAGCACGUCUAGUAUGUCGAGCACAUCGUCCUCGUCAUCCAGCUCACCUCGCUCCUCGUCAUCCUCGUCGUCGUCCUCUUCAUCUUCGACGUCGUCUUCUUCAUCUUCGUCGUCUAGGCAAAGAAACAGCUCAUCUGAUGGCUCAAGCACAUCUACGAGGUCGACAAUCGAUCCUGCUACUGCUGCACCCUCCUCUGCGAAGCCGGCUCAGACUGGCUCUCCAAAAAGUCUUUCUUCCGAUGAUGACUCACACGCUGGUGCCAUUGCUGGUGGUGUGGUCGGUGGUGUGGUCGGUCUCGCAGUAGUGAUCGCCUUAGCGGCUCUUCUUGCAUGGUAUCUUCGCCGUAAGCGCAGUAGCGCUGCACCGACCGCCGCUGAGCCAACGGAUACCACCGAGUUCCCGACUGGCUAUGACGAUUAUGACCCCUCCGGUGGCGGGUCUAACAAUGUGGUACACAGGCCCGUAUUUUAUGAUGCGCCUGCCACCGCACCUGAACAAUCGGCGCCGGCCAGUGGUAUGCAAGAACUGCUUGCGACGGGCGCUGUACCGGGAGCUGGCGCCGCUGCAGCAGCUCCUGCUAAUACGUCACCGCCAUGGCCAGCAGCACCUGCACCUGCACCUAGAGGAACACCACCUGUCUCUGCACCCAAUGUGCCUGCAAAGACAAACACUCCUCGUGAUAUCAGUAGCGGCAGGCUACAAAACGCUGCGGACGAAGCCGGUGUACAGCGCCAGACGUCGACUCGUCCUAUGAUGCAAGCUCCUGUUGCCAUACCAGCGACUGACUCGCAACGCACGCCGAAGCAGACGACUACCAGGCCACGUGUGUCUCCCGCAUAUGCCGCAACCCCCCCUCAGGGUGUGCAACGUACCAGUGGUGGAGCAACUACGCAUGCUACGGAAUUUUAUGAGCCGAACAACCAGAUGCUCUCUGCUACAUACGAGGAUGCGUGGGCUAGUUCGGAUAGUCCCUACGGCCGUGCAGGUGUUGGCCGUGUGAUGGAAGAGGAUCCACCCCCACCACGUGCUUUCCACAUGCAGCCUGGCCAAGUGUACACUCAUGCUUCUCCGCUGGGUGCAUUCACGCAUUGA
Messenger RNA from Malassezia restricta, 1518 nucleotides. RefSeq names its product AHNAK nucleoprotein. The record is from RefSeq and is a predicted model, not a curated record. The coding region runs from base 1 to 1518 and encodes 505 amino acids. Lineage: Eukaryota; Fungi; Basidiomycota; Malasseziomycetes; Malasseziales; Malasseziaceae. The transcript has a single exon.